GUCCUCCUCCUCUGACAGUGAGCGGGUAUAUGACGGGACACACAGACACACAGCCAUCAGUCGCCUGUGGACUCUCACUGGACAAGCACAGCAUACUCUCCCUUACGUUGUACUCUCACAGACGUUAACUCUCCCUUUCCACCACCACCACCACCACCGCCGCCGCCAUGCCUAACAUACCCUCAGAAGUUACAUCUUUCGUCGGGGAUCUGGCCUCAAGUGUCGACCUCUUCAAGAACCAGGUGAAGGAUGCGGUGAAGUCCCUCGAUUUGACUACAGUGGCGGCUCUCCUGCUGGUGGUCGCCGGUGCCAUCCUUCUGUACGAUCUGCUGGUGUUUGCUCUCGCCUCCGCGGCUUCUAGACGAUCCUUCAUGGUGACUCCGCUGCUCUACCGCCUCGCCCACAACGCAUGGGACAUGAGGGACGAGAUGGGCUUCACCAACUUGAUAGAGUCGCGUCUUGGCUCGGGGGCGCUGGGCAUCGUGUCUGACCCCUUGGCGUCCCUCAGGUCCCUGCAGGAGGCGUUCCCGAUCCUGGACUCCAUCGAGAAGGCGUACGAGAAAUACCAGGACCUCCUCGACUUCGAUUAGCAGGCUGUGGGUGUCUACGAAGUCCUCCCGUCCUCUUCCCGAUGUCCUUCCGCCCUUACUGGAGUUUUCGGAGUUUUCUCGUUCCUGCUGAAGAUUCUCCGUCAGUAGUUCAGUUAUCCUGCUUCUGCUGCAGCCUCUCGCUCUUGCUGAAAUGUUCCUGCUGCUGGUGUAGUAGGUUGCUGGCUUGUAUAAAUGUGUUCUUGUCUAUUUCAUGAGUUUUUUUAAGUGUUGGAAGCUUCUUGAUUCUUUUUACUCCUUCUUAUUUUCUUCAUAUGGCUUUUCUUUUGAUGUGUUCUAAUUCUCCUUAGCCCUCUUGUGCAGUCUUGUUUGUCUGAUUGUGAUUUUUCUCUUCGUUUAGUUGUCCUGAAAAGAUUCUUGCUUCGUCUAGCUCUUCUUCUUCCUCUUGAUUUCUCUCUUACUGCAUUUGGAUUCCCUUUAAACGUCUCUUGUUCCUCAUGGAGUUUUUUCUUCGUCUAGCUGCCGUGAAAGCUUUUUGUUCCUUCUUAAUUCCUUUUCUCCGUCUUGAAAUUUGUCUUAACACUGAUUCCCUUUAGAGUUUCUGUUUACUCCUUACUAAGUCUUGUAAUUAGGACCCUUUCGUUCCUCUUAUACAUCAUUAUCUCUUCGUUUCUUUUAUCCCUCAUGAAGUCUUUCGUCCCUUAUACUCAAUUCUUCCGAUUCUGAAACCCUGCUUUAGUCGAACCGCUCCCUUCUUGCUCCCACUGACGCUUCCCCCACCAAAGGAAGCUCGAUGUGUAGCUUCCUUCCUUCCUCCCUCCUUCCUCCCCCGCACCCCUGCCUGUGCUGUUGUGUCCAAGACGCUGCGGAAACAAGAGAGCAUUGUCGUUUCCCUCUUAUGGUGUGAAAUUUUAUGCCUUUUUGCUUAUUUAAAUAAAGAUAUAUGUUUGCUUUA
Molecule: messenger RNA, 1503 nt
Organism: Scylla paramamosain (green mud crab)
Lineage: Eukaryota; Metazoa; Arthropoda; Malacostraca; Decapoda; Portunidae
Exons: 2
Coding region: 168-590 (140 amino acids)
Source: RefSeq, a predicted model, not a curated record